Messenger RNA from Dibothriocephalus latus, 287 nucleotides. NCBI's taxonomy places the organism in Eukaryota, Metazoa, Platyhelminthes, Cestoda, Diphyllobothriidea, Diphyllobothriidae. The record is from the annotation of a GenBank genome assembly.
AGUCCCGAGUGGUGGUGAGUUGGGGCAAUGUCAGUGUGCUGAAACCGCAGUUGGUGUGUGCAGAGGCAGCCCUGAAGCAGCCCGGCUGGCGAUACCUGCUGAAUCUGGCAGCGGAGGAAGUGCCGCUUCGCACGAAUCUGGAACUGAUCGCGGCAAUGCAAGCACUGAACGGAUCAAACCUGCUGGAGGCUUUGAGGAUUGGAAACUAUAGUAACCGAACCAAAGGUGUCCGAUUACCAAACCAGGUACAUUCAUCUAGCUGUUUAUUCCCUGCUUCGUUUUAUUGA